GCCAGGAAGAGGCCACGGUGCGAUGAACAAGGAAUCGUGUGACAAAGUUAGUGUUCCCAAAACUGUAUUGAAGAAGCAGAAAUGCGACUUUUGUGAAUAUUCGACCGAUAAUAAAGGUCAUUUGAAUCAGCACUUGUUGAAACACACUGGUGAGAAGCCACACGGAUGCACCCUUUGCCCGAAACGUUUCAAAGAAAAACGAAGUCUCCUUGGUCACAUGAAAAUACACGUCAAGGAGUUUCUGUUCCAUUGCUCAGGCUGCUUGCAAGGAUUCGAUGGAAAGGAGGAGAAGACAGAACACGAAACUAAUUGCAAAGUUGUCCGCUAUGAAUGUUAUUUGUGCAAGGAUUCGUUUGGUUCACUUAAGACAAAUAUGGUGAAUCACAUGCGCGUACACAGUGGAGACAAACCGUUCGAAUGUGAAGAAUGUUCGAAGAAGUUCGUACAGAAACACAAUUUAAACAAACACAUGAAGAUUCAUGCCGGUCCACGUCCAUUCCGCUGUUCAAAAUGUCACGAAAGAUUUUCAGAUCAAGACGAAAGAGAUUCACAUGAGGAAGAGUGUAAUCGUCGUGUUUACCAAUGCUAUGUUUGUCGCAAAUCAAUUGGUUUGAUCAAAUCUGAUUUGAUUCGUCAUAUGCGCACUCACUCUGGUGAAACCCCGUUCCAGUGCGUAGAAUGCUCAAAAUCAUUUUCUCGAAUUGAUUAUCGCAAGGCGCACAUGUGCACUCAUACAACGAAGCUUCCAUUCAAGUGUUUGAUUUGUCACCGCGGUUUUCUGAAGAACGACAAACGGAAGGCACACCAACGAACUUGCAAUAGACGCUACUACGAGUGUUAUUUGUGCAAGAAGUUCUUCCGUUCAACCAACGACCAAUUGAAAGGUCACAUGCACACACAUUCAGGCGAGAAACCAUUCCGCUGCGAUCUGUGUCGCACAACAUUUACACAGAAAUCGAAUUUGAACAGGCACAUGAAAAACAUUCAUCGCAAGCAAUACUGAAGGACGCGAUUUGGUUGUACGAAUAUUCCCAUGUGAGAAUCAGACAACUUUCAUUUUCAUCUAAUCAACUGCGUUGAAUGAACAAAAGAAAAUCAUAUCGGGAAAAUUCCAAUAUUCU
Sitodiplosis mosellana (orange wheat blossom midge) is the source of this 1121-nucleotide messenger RNA. Its product is annotated as gastrula zinc finger protein XlCGF52.1-like. NCBI's taxonomy places the organism in Eukaryota, Metazoa, Arthropoda, Insecta, Diptera, Cecidomyiidae. The record is from RefSeq and is a predicted model, not a curated record. The coding region runs from base 23 to 1003 and encodes 326 amino acids. Gene Ontology annotation, biological process: regulation of DNA-templated transcription. Gene Ontology annotation, molecular function: DNA-binding transcription factor activity, RNA polymerase II-specific; RNA polymerase II cis-regulatory region sequence-specific DNA binding. The transcript has a single exon.